This is a messenger RNA of Lycium ferocissimum, 1601 nucleotides long. RefSeq names its product branched-chain-amino-acid aminotransferase 2, chloroplastic-like. Lineage: Eukaryota; Viridiplantae; Streptophyta; Magnoliopsida; Solanales; Solanaceae. Bases 309 to 1445 code for a protein of 378 amino acids. The record is from RefSeq and is a predicted model, not a curated record. Gene Ontology annotation, molecular function: branched-chain-amino-acid:2-oxoglutarate transaminase activity. The transcript has 10 exons. Gene Ontology annotation, biological process: branched-chain amino acid metabolic process.
AUGAAUGCUUAUUAUUUUCACCCAACUACAGUUGGGGUGGGGCACUGAUGAAAAGAUUGCUAUCAGACAAGUAGAAAAAAAUAAUAAAGACACUGUAUUAAAACUUAGCCACAACAAUAGUAGCUAGCUGAGCAAAUUAGAAUUCUGCAUGCCUAUUUACUUUGUACACCUCAUAACAACCAUGACUUCGUUGCUCAAGCUAAGUCCUCUCUCAUAGUAUAUCAUUUCAGAGAUUUCAGGUUUUAAUACCAGAUUUUUCUUUAGUGUUUGGGGUAAUAGUUCCAACAAUACUCUUUUUCUAGUGCAACAUGAUUCGAAGGGCUGCAUGCUUUCACAGAGCUCUACUUUCUUCUCUACAUAAGGUAGGACCAAGGUACUUCACUGCCCCAGCUCUAACUUCUGCACAAUCUAAGAAUUAUCGGGAUUGCGAAUCAACGGAUAUAUUUGAUUGGGAUAAUCUUGGAUUCAAGUUGAUCCAAACUGAUUAUAUGUUUAUGAUGAGAAGUUCUCAAGAUGGGAAUUUUGAAAAAGGCCAACUUAAUCAUUAUGGAAAUAUUGAAUUGAGUCCUUCAGCUGGUGUCUUAAACUAUGGACAGGGUUUAAUUGAAGGUACAAAAGCAUAUAGAAGAGAUGAUGGACGAAUUUUUCUUUUUCGUCCACAAGAAAGUGCAAUUAGAAUGCAAAUUGGUGCUGAGAGAAUGUGCAUGCUGUCUCCUUCAGCUCAACAAUUUGUGGAUGCUGUCAAGCUAACAGCUCUCGCUAAUAAACGUUGGAUCCCUCCUGCUGGAAAAGGUUCACUUUAUAUUAGGCCUCUGCUUAUAGGAAAUGGACCUAUACUUGGAAUUGCUCCUGCUCCUGAAUACACAUUUCUUGUUUAUGCUUGCCCAGUAGGAAACUAUUUAAGGAACGGGACACAACCAUUAACAUUAUAUGUUGAGGAAGAAAUUCAUCGUGCCUCACAAGGGGGAGCUGGUGGAGUCAAAGCCAUUACUAAUUAUGCCCCGGUGAUGAAAGCUAUAAAGAAGGCAAAAGAGAGAGGAUACUCAGACGUAUUGUACCUUGAUUCAGUAAAUAACAAAUAUAUUGAGGAGGUCUCUGCCUCUAACAUAUUCCUUGUAAAGGGAAAAAUCAUUUCAACGCCAGUUGCCAGUGGAACAAUUCUUGAAGGAAUCACAAGGAAAAGUAUAAUAGACAUUGCACAUGAUCUUGGAUACCAGGUUGAAGAACGGUUGGUUGAAGCUGAAGAAUUGAUUAGUGCUGAUGAAGUAUUUUGCACAGGAACUGCACUUGGUGUUGCUCCUGUAGGAAGUAUUACCUACAAAAACAAACGGAUUGAAUACAAGGUAAGCUCAGAAUUAAUAAGUGAGCAAUUGAAUUCGAGGUUAGCAGCUAUUCAAAAAGGUAUUAUCGAGGACAAGAGGGAUUGGAUUAUUGAGAUUAAGUGAACUUUGUUUUAAUGAUGUUUAACAAAAGAUCAUUUGCUAAAAUUAUGAUCUGUUUGUAAAAUGAUUGUUUUCUAUGUAAUAUUUAAAUAGGGAUUUUUAAACAUGAGAUUCGAGAAACUAUCAUUGUGUUCAUUAAAGGUAAUUACUACGUUCUAA